Vitrella brassicaformis is the source of this 1282-nucleotide messenger RNA. Lineage: Eukaryota; Vitrellaceae. The record is from the annotation of a GenBank genome assembly.
CACAGGGUGCUCCCUGAAACCGCUGCUCCUGUGUUCAUCUGUGGCUUGAGGGAGCCACACUCGUCCAUCUUGACGUAGUCACUGCUGCAAAAUCACCGCUGUGCAGUGUCCGAUAGGUGUUUGUGUGAAUGGCGAUAGUGGUGAGGCGCGAGGGCUGCCCGGAUGAGUGGUGCCUGGUGGAGGCCCAGGGCUACAUGUCCGCCACGCCAUGGGACGGAGAUCUGCACGAACAGCCGCCCCAUCUGUUCGACGCACUCGACGUCGGCACGCUCACAUGGGUGGUAAGCAGAACGUUGAGUGGAUGGAUGGUUAAAUCCGAUGGAAUUUCAGUCAUCCAUCUGUUGUGCUGUGUGGUGUGUGUUGUGUUGUGCUGCAGAACGACACGACGGCCAAGUUGACGAUAGGCAGCCACACGCUUACCGGCACCCUCACCCCGAUCCCCAAGCCCCUGGCCAUCGCAGGCACACGGCACGUGACCGAGGCCACCCACCCGCCAGACGACCGCCCGUCGCUGCGCUACGACGUCUACGGCAUCGUCAGGAGCAAGAUCGUCUUCAAGACCCGCCCCACCACGCUCAUCGACCCGAAGCACCUGCACCCGUCGGAGGGCAUCACAGUUAAGGGCGGCCGCAGCGGUGGGUCGGCCAAGGGUGCCCAGCUGCGCGGCAAGUCCAGCGCCAAGCCGGGUGGGAGGUGUGUGGAGGUGGAGCGCAAGGAGGGCCCGCUCAAGAUGCACCCCUUCUUCGCUAAUGUGGGUAAGGGCAGCAGUGAGCCACCGCCACGACAAGGGGAGGGGCAGGGGCGAGGGAAAGACCAGGGUGGGGAGAGGGGCAAGGAGGCGAAGAGAGCAAAAGUAGCCGACAACAAGGAGGCGAAAUGACCAGCAACCAACCAACCUACCACACGAAAGGACCGACCGAAGCUAGCGAGCGGAUUGGGGAAGCCGUGUGGUGAAUGGAUGGAUGGAUGGAUGACCGAUUUGUGUAUAUAACUACGGGCUUUGAGUGGUUGCGUGAUAGCGUGUGAGGGUGGGAUCGAGGGGUACUGUAUGGUGCGGUAGCUGCAUGGUGCAUUCACUUGUGGAUGGACGGACGGGUACAUGUCGAUGCAUCGACGGACACUUUUACGUCAUGUGUGUGGUCUCAUCGAUUCGGUGAGUUGAGUGACCCCCCAGUGCGGUGGGCAUGUCAAUGAACCAACCGAUGGACGGUUGUGUGUUAGAUUGUGAAGGUGUGUGAACCAAUCGUCACUCACACACAGUGGAGGGAAUGAGGAUUGUGUG